AUGGAGCAGUACGAAGUACUUGAACAAAUUGGGAAAGGGGCUUUUGGCUCUGCCCUUCUUGUGAGGCAUAAGCAUGAGAAAAAGAAGUAUGUGUUGAAAAAGAUUCGUCUAGCCCGCCAAACUGAUAGGACUCGUCGAUCUGCACACCAGGAGAUGGAACUUAUCUCCAAAAUGCGAAAUCCAUUUAUUGUGGAGUAUAAAGACUCCUGGGUAGAAAAGGGUUGCUAUGUAUGCAUAAUCAUAGGUUAUUGUGAAGGUGGAGAUAUGGCAGAGGCUAUAAAGAAAGCCAACUGUGCUCUUUUUCCUGAAGAGAAACUGUGUAAGUGGCUUGUUCAACUCCUUAUGGCGCUUGACUACUUACACACGAAUCACAUUCUGCAUCGCGAUGUGAAGUGUUCGAAUAUCUUCUUAAUGAAAGAUCAAGACAUUCGUCUUGGUGAUUUUGGACUUGCCAAGAUGUUGACUUCAGAUGAUCUUGCCUCUUCCGUUGUCGGAACUCCCAGUUAUAUGUGCCCUGAGCUUCUUGCUGAUGUACCUUACGGCUCCAAGUCUGACAUAUGGUCUUUGGGAUGCUGUAUAUAUGAAAUGACUGCUCUUAAGCCCGCAUUCAAAGCAUUUGACAUGCAAGCACUGAUCAACAAAAUCAAUAAGUCUAUUGUGGCACCACUACCAACCAAAUACUCCGGUGCAUUUCGGGGCCUCAUUAAAAGCAUGCUGCGGAAAAAUCCAGAACUUCGGCCAAGUGUAUGUACUGUUUUGUGUUAUGCGGUUCAUGCUUUCUUUGGUAGAAGAAUCAAUACAAGUAUAGAACGACUGCCUAAGACGACCUAUGAGAUUCAUUUCCUGUGA
Ilex paraguariensis (yerba mate) is the source of this 849-nucleotide messenger RNA. The record is from the annotation of a GenBank genome assembly. NCBI's taxonomy places the organism in Eukaryota, Viridiplantae, Streptophyta, Magnoliopsida, Aquifoliales, Aquifoliaceae.